This is a messenger RNA of Macadamia integrifolia, 4151 nucleotides long. RefSeq names its product probable E3 ubiquitin-protein ligase XBOS34. NCBI's taxonomy places the organism in Eukaryota, Viridiplantae, Streptophyta, Magnoliopsida, Proteales, Proteaceae. The transcript is spliced from 3 exons. The coding region runs from base 2921 to 3751 and encodes 276 amino acids. The record is from RefSeq and is a predicted model, not a curated record.
UGAAGAUGAACUUAGUUUAUUCACUUUAUUGAUUUGUUUUCUUGAUGAAUAUCUUACAUUGGUAUGAAUAUGAACCUUUAAUAUUUAUUUAACAUAUGAGUAAUAGAAUUGAAUUAGGAUUUGAGCAAAAUAGAUUGGUUUUAUAAAAAAAUUAUAUAGGAACGCUUUAGUCGAUAAGGCGACGCUUUAUGCCUGCCUUAUCGCUAAGGCUUUCCGAAUGACCCUCAAACGCCUCCGUCGCCUUACCGCCUUAAAAACUAUGAUCUCAGCCUUCAACCAACAGUUGGAGGUGAUCUUUGGAGGAUCAAACCAGCACCCCAGGACCUCCAUUCGAUGGGAGUUUGGAGGCUGUUUGGCUUCUGGUUCAUGUGAUACAAGAAAUCUCCAGUUUUGCCCUAAUUCUGCCCUAAUUCCAGGAGAAUCUGUAUUUCCAUAUUCAGCCAUCAGUUCUGGAUGAUAAUUGAAGGUUUUAUCAAGACAAUCGGAGCCCCACUCGAUCAGAGUUUCAGCCCUUGCUGUGCUGUAAUUUGUGAGUUUUGAAUUUUCUCUUGUUUGACCUACUUAUGUCCAAGAAUCAGGUACUGCCAGUUUCCGUUCAUAGUCAGAUCCGGUUCUAAGAUUCAGCGAUUGUUCAUUUGUUUGGAGCUUUUGAUGUCAGGUCAUUCACCUAAGCAAACAACCCCAAUAAUUGUGCAAACUCUGUACCAAACUCAGAUUUAAAUCUCAGAUCUGAUCCUUAGGAAGAACAACUCAGGAUAAAGAAAACAAGCUGAAAUAAUAGAAAAAUUUCUAACUCACAAACCAGGGCUUGGAUGAGCCUCAGAUUUGGUUCGAAUCUGGCUGGGAACUCCUUCAAAUAGUCCUCCAAAUUUGGUUGAAUUCCUCCAAGUAGUUAGGAGACCAUUCGCUUUCCAGAGCAGGACAAAGAUUAGGGUUUCGCAGGCUUGAAGGAGAAAUCCUGCGGCUGCAAGAGGAGCCCUCCAAAGGGGCAGAAAUUCUGGUCGAGUGGCUCUCUUGGGGGCUGGAACAAAACCCUAAAAGGGCUUAGUGAUUGGCUGUCAGAUCUACCAUUAGACCCUUCUCUAAGAAACUUCACUUUUCUGCUGUAUCAAUUAGGGGAUUCUGUCUGUUAUUUAAGCUAACUGUUGCUGGUUUCUAAGGGCUUCAAUAGGCUUGAUUUAGUCACUCAAUCACUCAAUAAACAGAGGUAAAAUAUAAAAUAAAGAAAGGGAAGAGGGUGAGAAUCGAUUGAAGAAGAAAAGGGGGUAGGGAAAUGGCUAUCUCAACUUGGGUCUCUCACCCUUUAACUGUUUCAGUUGAUGAACUACACCAAUCUCAGGCUGAAAUAGUUGCAAGCAAACAGCUUUUUUUUAUUAAUUAAUGUCUGCCUGAAACAAUUGAUGGGGCUUUUAUAAAUAGCCUUGAUUGCUGAUUACAAUUUAGGAAACAUUGAAAAUAGGAUCUAAACUCCUAAAACUUGGAGACUAAGAAACAAAUAAAUAUAGAAAUAAAUAAACUCUAACUCAACUUCAUAACUAAUAUUCCCUAUUCUGAUUUGCUUGCUAUCUAAGAAUACUUAAUAGCUAGAAAGAGCUCUGUUUUGAGUUUAUUUAUUUUAUAUAGUGUAUAAGUGUGAUUAGGAGUCCUUUUAUGAGUCAAUUUAGGAAUUUUAGAUGGCUUUUCUAAAUGUAAUACACCCUCCAUCAAUUACAGAUGAUUUGAGUAAAGAAUAUUAGUUUUUUGUCUAAGACUUUUGGUGUUGUUGAGCAGUGGAUACGAGAUUGGUAUCUCAAACCUGAUUUCUUCUCUUCUCUUCUGUUCUUUUUAACUCCCUUCUUCCACACAUUUUCUCUCUUCUUCCUUCCAAGAAGAUCAAUCUCAUCUCUUCUCCCUCCCCUUCCAUCAACCUGAUUUUACCCUUAACAAUGCAGUGCUUCCUUUAUCUCAAAUCUGAUCACAGAAUUGAUGUGCCUGCUUGCAUCUGAGAGUCAUAAUCUGGAUUUUCAGAUUGCAUUAGGCAUUCUUGAAACCAUGAUAGAUUUUUCCCUUUCUGUUUGUGAAAUCAUAAGUAGCUUAUGCAAAGGACUCUAUUUCCUGUGGACUUCUAAUAUCAAUCACAAUUCCACAUAUUUCAAUUUUAGUGUAAGGCUACUGUAAUACAUAUGCAUUGGAACUUCCAUUUUAGUUGCAAAGGUCUUUUACAUUUCUGGUAGUAGGAUGGGUUGAGCAACCAAAAUUGAGGUUGCAGGUCGUGAAUUCAAGUAAUUUCAAUGACUUGCAGGGUUAAUCCCACUUCAUCUUUUUUUCUUUUCAUGAAUAAUGUCUUGGACUGUAUUCAGGUCAUAUGCUUAGUUCCUAAAUCUGGUGUGGAUGUGGGCAAGCAUCAUUGGAAGGUGGAAUUUUUUGUAUAUUUAUGCUGCUGCUAAUUACCAUGUUUGCAAACAAACAUGCACAUUAUUUGCUUGAAAACCCUCACUGCUCUACUGCCUCCCUUGAGUCAGAACAUGUUUCACUAUUCCUUAUGCUUGUUGAUUGCGCCCUUGCCCUUCAACAGUUAAAACCAGAGACCUUGGCACUAGUGGGUUUAUAUGGGACGUGAAACUUGUUUUGGUGGCUUUUUUUUUUACUAACCCCAUAGUUGCAAUUCUUUUCAACUUUAGUUCAUUUUAUUGUUUUUAGUAUGAUGAUAAGAGGAGGAAGAGUGGUGUGAGGAUUCACCAUGCCAUAUAAAAUAAUAGCCAGCUUCAUGUAUUGAGAUUUCAUGAUUUAGAAAAAUGCUUACUUCUGGAACUUGUGUAAAUUUUGCUGGAUUUUUUUCUUUACGCCUUUUAUUUUAUCUUCAAUUAGUACCAUAUUACCUUUUGUCAGUGACUUAAUACUCAUUUUUCAGAUGUCAUAAGUUCUUGGUAAUGGGUUUUUGAUGAAUGAACAGGAAGCACAACCUCGUAUAGUUAUUCCACUCUGGAAGGCCAAAAUCGAGGAACCAAGGUUUCAAAAGCCCGAUCCUACACUGGUCAUUUUCGACAAGUCCACUAAAACACGAUAUAAGUUUGCUUCUGCAAAUGAGGGUGACCAGCAGCAACUUCAGACCUUUCAUAGUGUUUGCAAGGGAAUUCACCAGGUACCAUCUUCUCCAUUGCCUGGUGCAUCAACUCUUCCUUCAAAUGCACCACCAUCUACUGCAGAAGAUAUAGAAUUAGCAAUGGCCAUAAAUGCUUCCAUUCAGUCUGCCAAUACCCAUCCAAGUGCUGGAGUGGACAACAUAAAUGGUUGGGCAAACCAUGUAGGUACUAGCAGUCAUAAUGGCUGGGGCCAAACAGGAGCUGCACCUCCUUCAAAAGCCAGUAGCAGUAGUGAUCCAAGUAGCAUUCCACCACAGCACAUCCACAGUCUGCACAAUACAAGAACUCAAAUGGUUCCUGAAACUGCUUCUUUAGUUCCAUCAGCUCCUCCAAUUCCUGAAGAGAUUGCAGUUGAUGACCCUAUUCUCUAUCCAUCAAUCGACUCGAUUUCUGUUGAUGUACCAGUUUCAACUGUGGAGGAUCGAAUAGCCAGAAAAAAUGAGGGGAAAGAUGGGAGGGCUUCAUCCUCAUGUGUGAUAUGUUUGGAUGCUCCAGUUGAGGGGGCUUGCAUCCCUUGUGGUCACAUGGCUGGAUGCAUGUCUUGUUUGAAAGAAAUCGAAGACAAGAAAUGGGGCUGCCCUGUUUGCCGUGCCAAGAUUGAUCAGGUUAUAAGGCUCUAUGCUGUGUGAGUAGUGAUUCAAAAUACAUAGAGCUGAUGGUGGUUCACAGCUAUCUGGAAUUUAAGGAUACUCAAAAGUUCUCUUUAUUCAUGGUCAGGGAGCUCAUCAUACUUCUUCACCUUGUAAUGCCUCACUGUACAGAUCACAAUUAGGCCAUCAAUUUGUAGAGUUGAAAAUCUAAGACUCAUAGAUAGACUGUUCAUCCCUCCCCUCCUCCAACCCCCCCCCCCUCCCGAGACUUAAAAAAAAAAGGCUACCUUAUUUGUCAUGAGGAAGUCUUUCCAUAUUGUUAUACAUACGGAUAAAGCAUUAUUGAUACAAAAGAAAGACUUGCUGAAGGAACCGAAGUUAUCUAUGCAUUAAUGAACAUUUAGGAUCUGGAUUAUUGAAGGAACCAAAGUUAUCAGUA